Molecule: messenger RNA, 1414 nt
Organism: Oncorhynchus keta (chum salmon)
Lineage: Eukaryota; Metazoa; Chordata; Actinopteri; Salmoniformes; Salmonidae
Product: DUF4748 domain-containing protein
Exons: 3
Coding region: 61-609 (182 amino acids)
Source: RefSeq, a predicted model, not a curated record
CUGGCUGGCAUAUCUAUCGGUGAAUCGUCCGCUAGGUGGAAGCAGAGUGCCGUAGAACGCAUGAAUGAGGCUUUGCGCAUGCCCAAGCCGACUCCACUUUUACAUAACAAGAUGGCGGCGCCCUGUAGGAAGCUUGCGAGGUCGGUGAUGUUUAAAGGUUUGUGUCAGAUUCCAGGCCGGUCAUUAUGGACACAGAGGUGCCCGGUCAAGUUACAGGCUCUGAGGUGCAUUCCUCCCCGGUGUCUCACCCGACUCUACCAGCCACUGACCGCCACCAGGUCGACACUGAUCAGCACCAAAACAGAACAGCCGAGAAGCACCGAUCAGCAGAAAACGACUGACACGCAGAAAGAGCAAAAGAAAGAGACUGAGGAGGAAGAGGAGGAGCAGGGACCAGAGUACAUCCCCACGAGAAAGGCCAAGAACCCCAUGAUAAACAUCGGAUAUGCCUGGAUGGUCGGUCUCCCUGCAGGAAUAAUAGGGUUCGUCCUGACCAAGAGAGAGGUGGAUAAGAACCGCCUGAAGCAGCUGAGGAUUCGCCAGCGGAUGAACCGGUCCAAUGAGGGAGAAUACGAGGGCAGUCGCUACCGCAACCACAGACUGGACUGAUCCCAACUACAUUAAGAAGAUGUGUGUGUGCUUGAGUGAAUGUGUGUGUGUGUGUGUGUGUUCACUGCCUCUUCUGCCGUUGGACUGACGAAGCCUUAAAAAGAGACUGAUGUAUACGGAUUGGAAACAGUUGUUGAGAGACACCCGUACUACUUUGCUCGGUGUUCGCACCUACAGGAAUGUAUAAGAAUCGACUGUGAACAAGUCCUUGAUGAUCACACAGACUGUCUGCGUGGAUCAGUAUAGGAUCCAGAGUUCUUCCUAUGUCAUGACGUUUGUCGGGAGAACCGCUGGCCAUGUCACUCUGCUACGUUCAACGGGCCUUUUCUUUCCAGAUUUGUCAAAACAUGCAUCAGUAAGUACACCCUGCAAACUGUGUUCCCAUGUGAUUUCUCUCAACGGUCAAUCGUUUAACAUCAAUAGUCUAAAACGUCCAUUCUUCUCAUGUGGUAGAAUAGAAGCUUGUCUAUUAAUGCUUUGAGGUGUGAAUUUGGGCCUUUUUCUCAGUGUUCUGCUAUGUCAUCGAAUGUUCUGUUCUGAGGGUUCUAAACACAUUUGAGCCUAGAACUGUAUGUUCAAGCCAGUACCUGACAAUUAGGCUAAACAUUUCAUAAUGCAAUAAUAGGUACGAUUGCCAUUAGAUAGGGAGCGAUUGCCAUUAGAUUUGAGGAGUAACAGAGGGGUAUAAGAGCCUUCAUGGUCCACACUCCAGUCGGUGCCGGUAAUGCACCUUAAAGUUGGUUGCCAGCCACCAUGUGAAAUCCACAGAAGAAGAAGUAAAAAUAAAAACCUGUCUCUACUUUGA